Molecule: messenger RNA, 1638 nt
Organism: Schistosoma haematobium
Lineage: Eukaryota; Metazoa; Platyhelminthes; Trematoda; Strigeidida; Schistosomatidae
Exons: 2
Coding region: 455-874 (139 amino acids)
Cellular component (GO): membrane
Molecular function (GO): alpha-(1->3)-fucosyltransferase activity
Source: RefSeq, a predicted model, not a curated record
AACUGAUCUCACAAGAUUGCCAAUCCAGGUAUUCUUACACCAUACUCAGUGAUCACUCACUUUUAUGUCCAAGUGUUAUAUGCAUGUACAUGAGUGAGCUCACUGUGUUCAUGAUGGUUAUUUAGAAAUGCUGGAUACAGAAGUGCUGCUGUUGAUGUGUCCAUAGUUAGGCCGAAAUGGCUAUGCAGUGCUCUCACGUUUUCAAUGAUGUUCUAGUUUAGAUCUGCUUAUGAACUCAACUAUUAAAAUUUUAGGAGGAAACUGAUCGUUUUAUCAAACAUACGCACAAUGAAUUCGAUGCGGUUACCAGCUUCAUCAUUAAAACAUGUAAUUUAUCUGUUCCAUAGUUCACUGAUUCAUUUUCUAUUUUCAGCUUGAUAUUUAUGGUCAGUGUGGCACCUUAUCCUGUCCAAAGUAUAUUCCAACAGAUACCUCAUCAGUUAGUUGCUUGAAAAUGAUUCGCGAAAACUACAAGUUUUAUUUGAGCUUCGAAAAUAGUUUGUGCAGUGAAUACAUAACAGAGAAGUUGUAUAAAAAUGCAUUGAAAAACGAUCUACUUCCAAUUGUGAUGGGUGCAUCGAUAGAGGAAUAUGAAAGAGUCGCUCCUCCAUACUCGUUCAUUCACGUUGAUCAAUUCGAAUCACCAGGUAAACUGGCAGACUAUUUGAAGUAUUUGGACAAGAACGAUACUGCAUAUAAUGAAUAUUUUGCAUGGCAUGGUCAUGGAAUCAUACAUGAUUACGAUGCCCAACCUCAAUGUGCAAUGUGUCUGCUAGCUCAUACAUCUCAUUCAUUUGGUCCAUAUUGGGUUCCUCGUGUGGCACGAUGGUGGAAUGAUGGAUGUAAUGGUCGGAAAUUGCGUUGGAAUCCAUGAAAUAUGAAUAUUGAGAACAGAAACAUUGUUUUAUUGUAGAUUGUAUUGAAUUGUAAUGUAUAUAGUGCUUUCUGUGGCAUAGAUCAAAUUACAUUUGAAAAUGGACAAUAUUUUACACAUAAUAACAAUUCUGAUAUUUUUCAUGAAAACAAUUUCAUAUGGAAUGAUUAUGGAGCAACAUAAUGCUGUUCACUAUUCACAAAUGAUUGUAAUAUGAUGAUGAGAAAGGUAUAAAUGUUCAUAAUAGAGAAGUAUUGAUAAGGAAAAUAACGAAAAUUGGAUUUGAGGGAGGGAAAGUAUUAUCUUUUCAUAUUAACUUUCCAUCCUAAACUUCGACCAAUUUUAAUAUCAAUACCAUGGGAUUUAAUAAUUAACACCGUCUAAAUUGUAGUUUCAACUGAUUCACGUGAAUAUAAAUGAGUUAAUAAUUGGACAAAUGUAAAUAUUAGUCAGUUGGUUAAUGGCAAAACACAGUCGUGUAAAUGAAUGGACAAUAAUAUCAAAGGGUUUAUUGAUUAGACAUGUAUAGUUUCACAAUUGAUUGAUCACUGUGUGGUGAUCAAUAUCAUGUGUGUCAGGUACUUCUUAGUGCAGAUCGAAUGAUAUCGACCAAAUUACAAUGUGGCCACCAGUCUAGGUGACUCAACAUUGCGUGCACUAUGUUGAGAUAAGAUGGUCAGAUUGAAGAAUCUGUGCGAACCUCUUAUAGAUGUAAAUGUGAUCAUUUAAAUGAAUGAUAUAGAAACGGACGAGCCAAUCAGAAG